Messenger RNA from Tigriopus californicus, 2449 nucleotides. RefSeq names its product protein KRI1 homolog. The record is from RefSeq and is a predicted model, not a curated record. The transcript has a single exon. Lineage: Eukaryota; Metazoa; Arthropoda; Copepoda; Harpacticoida; Harpacticidae. Gene Ontology annotation, biological process: endonucleolytic cleavage in ITS1 to separate SSU-rRNA from 5.8S rRNA and LSU-rRNA from tricistronic rRNA transcript (SSU-rRNA, 5.8S rRNA, LSU-rRNA). Gene Ontology annotation, cellular component: nucleolus; 90S preribosome. The coding region runs from base 154 to 2391 and encodes 745 amino acids.
CUUUCUCUCUUCAUCACAACAAAUAACAAACCCAUGCAUCAAGGAUGCGCUCUAAGCAAGGCCCCAGACAUGCAUGAACGAAUUGAACGUACCUCUGAAUUUUCAAUCUCGUGUUUAUCAUUGAAGGCCUCGUGCACGUCAAGGUGAUUGAGAAUGACCUCGUUGUUAGGCCCGGACAGCUCGUCCUCGUCGGAUUCGGACUCCGAUUCGGGACCCUUGAAGGUGAAUGCCCAAUACGCCCAAGUCUACAACACGUUUCGCGAAAAGGAGGUGUACCAAAAGCUGAAGGACAAAUACGGCGCCGAAUCCCAUGCGGACGAGCACGCCUCCUUGGAUGGGUCCGGCUCGUCUUCCAGCGAUGAAAGUGAAGAUGAAGAAGCCCAGGAAUUGACCGAUCAAGUCGAGAAGGACUUUUACAAAACCUUGGCCAGUCUCAAGAACAAAGAUCCCCGAAUUUAUGACGGGCAAACGCGGUUUUUCCAGGACCCAGCCCCGGGCCCCAAGGCUACCCAGACUGUCAAGGCUGUCAAAGAGAAACCCGUGUUUUGGUCGGAUUUGCAGCGACAAGUGAUCCUGGAAAAUGAGGGCAAGUUCAAGGAUGAUGAAGACCCGGAGCCACAGGUCCAACCGGGACCGAGUUAUGUCCAAGAAAUGGAACAGCUUCGCCAAAGUCUCAAGACCAAUGUCCAUCAUGGAUCAGAGGAUGAUGAUGACGAAGACAAUGAUGAUGAUGACCUCUUAGUCCCGCGGAAAAAGACGGAUCAGGAGCAGAGGAAAGAGGAUCAAGAUUACAAAGCUUGGCUUCAAGGUCAAAAGGAUGAGUUGCCGGAUGAGGCCAUCCAACAGGACCUCCAAGGCCUGAAGGAUUUCUGGAGCCAAAAGGACCUGGGCGAGGAUGAGCAAUUCCUCAAGGACUACAUUCUCAACAAGCGCUAUCUGGCGGAUGAACCCGACCGCAAUUAUCAGCCCACCUACGAGGAGGUGGUCCAUGACUCGGAUGAGAAUUUGUCGGCCGAUGAGGCCAAUGUCCGGAAUAUGGAGCAAUUCGAGCAUAAAUACAACUACCGAUUUGAGGAACCGGACGAAGAGUUCAUCAAACGCUAUCCUCGCACCAUCAAGGACUCAUUGCGGAACGCCAAGAACUCGCGCAAGGUCAAACGCGAAGAGAUCAAGGAACGGAAAGAGCGCGAAAAGAUCAAGAAACGCGAGGAAUUGAAGCAGUUGAAGGCCAUGAAGAAGAAAGAGAUCAUGGGGAAGCUGGACAAGUUGAAGAAGGUGGCCGGCAGUGGGGAUCUCGAUUUCGAAACCCUCGACCUGGAUGGCGACUUUGAUCCGGCGGAAUACGAUCGAAAAAUGGCUCAGGUGUUUGCCCAGUACGAUCACGCGAACGACGGCCAAACGGACGAAACGAAACCCGAGUUUUCUGAUCUCGAAUCGGAUUUGGAGGCCGAAUUGGAAACUGAGAACUGGGACGAUUGGGAAGGCCAUAAUACGGAGGCGGAUCCGGAUGAUCCGGAUCUCAUCAUGGAUUGCGACUAUGAGCCCCACUCGAAAGCGCAGACGCAAAACGAAAUCAUCGAAUCCACGCGCAAUCGGAAAAAGAUCCGCAAGUCCAAGUUUGCCCAGGUGGUGGAGCAAAGCAAGCCCGUGUUCAACCCUGACGAUCGAAAAACCUUUGAAGAGUACCUCAACGAAUAUUACAAGUUGGACUACGAGGAUAUGAUCGGCGAUCUCCCAUGUCGAUUCAAGUAUCGGUCCGUGCCCCAAAACGACUUCGGUUUGAGUGCCGAUGAAGUGCUCAACGCGCCGGAUCGAGAACUCAAUUCCUGGGUCUCCCUGAAAAAGACCUGUUCGUAUCGCCCCAACGAGGAAGAGCAGCACGACAUUGACACGUUCAAGCAACGAGGCAACAACGUAUUCUUGAAAAGAAAGUACUUGCCCUCGCUUUUCGAGACCAAUCCGGAUCAAGCCCUAGAAUUGGAGAAGAAGAAGAAAUCCGAAAAGAUCAAGCGUCGGAAGCGGAAUCGUCACGGUUUAGGUCAAACAGAAGAAGGAGACAAAGAUGAAGAUGGGGUAGAAGAACUCAAAAGAAAAGAAGCAGAAGUGAAGAAAAGAAAAGUCAAGGAGGUGCCCGAAGCCACGACCAAACCCACCAAGCGCGCCAAACUCGAAGUGGAUGUGAAAAAGACGGAAGAUGCUGAGGUUGGAACCGAUUCCAAGAAGAAGAAAAGGAAGCGUAAACGCGGAUCCGUCAAGGAGAUGAUCUCGAAGAAGAAGGUGGAUGUGAAUGCGGAUAUCCGGAUGUCCGACGAUCGAUUGAAAGCUUACGGGUUGAAACCCAACCAAUUCAAGAGGAAAAUGAAGAAGCAAAAAUAUCACGAUAAGACGUAAGUGAGUUGCGUUAAGUGAUCGAUUGAUGAAGAAAUGAAUAUAUGAUUUUUCCUGUUAA